Eutrema salsugineum is the source of this 1063-nucleotide messenger RNA. Its product is annotated as exosome complex component RRP41-like. Gene Ontology annotation, cellular component: nuclear exosome (RNase complex); cytoplasmic exosome (RNase complex); nucleolus. Gene Ontology annotation, biological process: nuclear mRNA surveillance; rRNA catabolic process; poly(A)-dependent snoRNA 3'-end processing. Lineage: Eukaryota; Viridiplantae; Streptophyta; Magnoliopsida; Brassicales; Brassicaceae. The record is from RefSeq and is a predicted model, not a curated record. The coding region runs from base 142 to 912 and encodes 256 amino acids. The transcript is spliced from 8 exons.
AUUCUGUUAUUUUCUUUGUUUUCGCUAAACCCUAAAUCUUCAACGGCGGUCUUUGUCGUUCUUCCUCGCUCGCCGCCGCAUUCCAUCUCUCUAAAACCCUCAGGACUCAAGAUUCGAUUUUGUUAGCUUGAUCGCAGUAUAAUGGCAUCAAAACCUGGAGCCGCAACUUCAACGUAUUCACCAAAAAUCGUCGCGAGAACUCGCCCUCCUAUUUUCAAGGAUUCCGACCUCGAUUGGACUCGUCCUGAUGGCCGUGGAUUCCACCAAUGUCGACCUGCCUUACUUCAAACCGGUGCUGUGAGUUCUGCUUCUGGUUCUGCUUAUGCUGAGUUUGGGAACACAAAAGUCAUUGUUUCAGUUUUUGGGCCAAGGGAGAGUAAGAAAGCAAUGGUUUAUAGUGAUGUUGGUAGAUUGAAUUGCAAUGUUAGCUAUACAACGUUUGCUUCCCCAAGUGCUGGGCAGGGAACUGAUCACAAAGAGUACUCAUCGAUGCUACACAAAGCGUUGGAAGGCGUUAUAAUGACAGAGACGUUUCCAAAGACAACUGUUGAUGUUUUUGCAUUGGUGCUUGAAUCUGGAGGCAGUGACCUCCCUGUUGUGAUAUCAUGUGCAAGUCUUGCUCUAGUAGAUGCCGGGAUUAUGAUGUAUGACUUGAUCACAGCUGUUUCAGUGUCUUGCAUAGGCAAAAGCCUUAUGAUUGACCCGGUUACAGAAGAGGAAGGCUGUGAAGAUGGAAGCUUUACGAUGACGUGCAUGCCAUCUCGUUAUGAAAUCACUCAGCUAACCAUCACUGGUGAAUGGACAACGCCUAAUAUUAACGAGGCAAUGCAGCUUUGCUUGGAUGCUUGUUCAAAACUUGGAGAGAUCAUGCGGGAUUGUCUGAAACAGGCUGCUUCAGCCUCCGAUGAAUGAACAUAAUCAAAGAUGUAAUGGAUUUUAAAUCGUAGCUGAGCGAUAGUAUGAAACUGGAUAAGCUGUAGUUAAAACCGAUGUAUUUCUUUUCACAUGAGAUUUGAUGGGGCUAGAUCUUUAGUUAUGAAAUGAAUCCAAUUUUGUAUCCCAA